Molecule: messenger RNA, 132 nt
Organism: Delphinapterus leucas (beluga whale)
Lineage: Eukaryota; Metazoa; Chordata; Mammalia; Artiodactyla; Monodontidae
Source: RefSeq, a predicted model, not a curated record
UUUGCAUAUAUGUAUGUGUGGGGUGUGCAUAUGUGUAUAGGUGUGUAUGUAUGUAUGCAUAUGUAUUUGUAUGGGUGUGUAUAUGUAAGUAUGUGUGUGUGUGUUUGUAUAUGUGUAUGUGUUUGUGUGUAU